This is a messenger RNA of Belonocnema kinseyi, 2672 nucleotides long. RefSeq names its product intracellular protein transport protein USO1-like. The record is from RefSeq and is a predicted model, not a curated record. Lineage: Eukaryota; Metazoa; Arthropoda; Insecta; Hymenoptera; Cynipidae. The transcript has 7 exons. The coding region runs from base 351 to 2273 and encodes 640 amino acids.
CGUCCGAACCGACGCCAUCUAACGUCUGGCAUUCCUGGAUUUUCGUGCGGUGCGGUGGAGCCACGGCAUUCUGUUGUGCGAGGCAUUUUGUCGUUCUAAUUAGUGUUUUUCGGCUGCUCAAGUGGAUUUUUCAUACGAAAUCGCGAUGUUGCAGUCGCAUCGUGUCGGAUGGUGGUAGGAAGAAAGUGAUUUGUGCGCGGGGAUAGUUAGUGGGAAGAUGAGUUAACCGUGGUGUGUGAAAGCAGCGGUCAACCUCCGAGCUGAGAUCAUUGCGAGAAAAGUGCAUACACCAGUCAACUUGCCCGGCGUGAGAGUUUAAGAGUUGGUGACAAUUGAUUGAGAAGGGGGGCAUGAGUGCAUCUGCAAUAAAGUCAUCAAUGCCAGGAGUAGGUGCAUCCCCGUCGUCCGCAGGCCACUCGAUGUUGCCGAUGAACAUGAUGGCCCAGAAGGUAGUUCCAGGAUCAGAGUCCGGCAGUGGAAUGAAGCCCUUGACCAGUAGUGGUCUGAGUUACGUCACGCUGCAGCCAGCGAACCACCCCCAGCAGCCACUCAGUCUCGUGCAAGAUCAUAGAGCUCCUGUCUAUCAGCCACCUCCCACCACCUACUCCACCAAUAAUGCCGAGAAGGAAGCCGAACCCGAAAAGGUCAUUGCCAAUGGCGUCGAGCCGACAAAAUCCGAAACUCAACAGGAUCAGGUAAUCCCAAAGCCGAGCGAAUCGAGCAGAAAUAAUAAUUUGAGUCCGGAAACUCCCGGCCAGGAGUCGUCGCAGUCUCAGGAGAAGAAGCAGUCAGGAGCGCAGUCCGAACCAGGAGCUCAGGCUGCUAAAUCCGAGGCACCAGCUGCUAGCAGCACUCCGGUCCAAAGUAAACCCGACGAGAAGAAAUUGUCCGUGAAUAAUGGAUCUAAGGACACGGAAGCGGCGCCAGCCUCGUCGCCAAAUAAAUUAAUAACGGCAUCGCAAAAGGUUGACGAAUCACCGAAGAGUGAUGCCCCAAAAGCAAAAGCCCAGGCCACGGCGGCUAAGCCAGUUGCGGAAAGUGCCACAACUGUUUCGCCGAAAUCGGAGGCCAAGGUGACCAGCUCGGCGAGGGCCACCAAGAGGAAACCGAAGGAGCCGAAGGACGUGAAGGGAGCAGCUGGCGGUGGCGGCCCGAAACCGAAGAGAAACCGCAUCAAAACACAACCUUACCAGAGUCCACUUCCGGAAAUUGCUAUGAUUGUCAAGACUCUGUCGAAACCUGUGUCUACCAAAGCUCCCGACGACAAGCUCAUCGUUUUUUACAAAAACGAGUUUUUGGCAGUACGAAAUACCGAGGGAAGUUUCUUCGUUUGCCAGGCUAUGCAAAAUAUUUAUAAGAGCAGCAGACGCAUUCGCAUUCGCUGGUUGUCCCAGGAUAAGAAUAACGGGGAAAUAUAUUCGCCUGACUUCUAUGAUCACACAGACUUCGACUGCAUAUUGACAAACCUGAACUUAAACAAAGUUGAGAAGAAUAAGUUCCAAUUGACCAAACUCGAACUGCUCCGCACUGAAAAUAUUUUAAAGAGGGCAAUUGAUGUCGAGGCCGGCGUUUCGGAAAAACCACGAGUCACUGAAGAGCAUCCAGACGGACUGGAUCUCUCGCUCUUUAAGGACGAAUCACAGCUCAAGAAAAGAAAACGCAACGCAGGCUCAAAGCAGAAUCGUUCAAAGAAGAAAGCGGCAGCCAGUGAACCGGCCGAAUCGAGCGACUCUGAAGAUGAGGAAGAUUCCGAUGAAGAUUCCGAGGAUGACGAAGAGGAGGCUGAAGCUGAGGCUGAAGAGGAGAAACCAGUGGUGAAAGUGGCCCCGGCUAAGAAGCCAAUGGCUAAAAAAGCGCUGGCAAUUGCAAAAACGGUGGCGAAGGGACCUAGUAGAAAAGAUCGUGCAUUAAACAGACGCCAAAAGUCCUCGCUCGAGGAUUCCAGUCCUGCUGUUUCUGCUGCUGCUGCUGCUACUUCUGCUGCCGCCACCGCCCCCGCGACCACCACCACUGCCGCCGCCGCCUCCAAAUCGGAAAAUGCGAAAAAGACGAGCCCGGAAGUGAAAAAAGACGAGGCCAAAAAAGCAGCAGUCAAGCCACAAAGCAACAAUACUAGCGGGGUUCCACGGACAAAGGCCCGUGGAGGUGCCGUGCAAAAUGUGCAGGAAAGCAAAAGUACGACGAGCCGCCCUAAGCGAGUGGCAACAACAGGUGUCGCACAACCAAGCACGGAAGAAGCUUCUUCGCGCAAGAAAUCACGUGGUCGAGCAUAAGGCGUUUCUUGCGUUUUGCGUACAACAAGUGUCUGCAUCGUAGAAAAUAUGUACACGACGCAAUAUUAAGCUCAAAAACAAACGAAAAAAAAACAAAAAUCAUUUAAAAGGACAUUUUCAGCCAGUUUUUGAACCAACUUCCGGUCCAAGAACCACCGGAUGGUCAUUGCGAAAUGAUAAGCGUCACGGAUGAGCUGAUUAUCCCACUGAUUUGUGCAUAUCGACUACGAAUCAGACUUUGAAAUCGAAAGAAAAUAAAGCAAGCUUGGAAGGCGACCAGUGUUGGGAAGAUACUUGAAAAAACAAUUUCUUAAUUGCUAAUAGUGUAUUCAAAUUUUAAAGCAAUCAAAUCGGAAUUAAUGUAUUUGUGUUACAUUGAAAUUCUGUUGAUUGGAACCA